UUUGAUCUCACCUACACUACGAGACAGGAGGUCCAGCGGAGACAACACGAGAGAUAAGCAGUUCCAGUACAUCAUCCUUAUAUGUCUUACGAUGUUCGAUAUCCUACAUGGUUCCCGUGAGAUAGAUUAUAUAUGAUAUCAAAUUCAAGGAAUCGAGAAAAGGACAAAGAAAGGUUUGUCGAGAGAGAGAGAACAAGUCAAGAAAAUGUGGGAUGAGUGAAAAAUCCAAAAAUAUAUGUGGUUCGUGAAGCGUUUUCCUCCAGUUAGAAAACCACUGUAAUUUUAACUGUGAUACUGCGGUUGUCUGGUUACCUGUUAAUCAAGACUCUAUAAAGGUCUGUUCAGUGAGCGUAAAUGCAACCUAGUAUUUAUGGAAAUGUGACUUACAUGUAGGUCUUUUUUGUGAUGGCCUACAGUACAUUGUUGUAAGAAGAGAGCAAAAUAUCUUCAAGUAUUUGAGUUUCUUAGGGUCUGUGACGGAGAUGGAGAAAAUGUUGUGAAGAAAAAUCCACAUGACUGUGAGAAAACAGAAAGGAGAAAGUGAGAAAGAGAAAAUAUAAUACUUAAACUUUCAAAGUGAAGAAUUAUAGCCACAGUAACUACAGUGAAAGGAAACGAAAAAUAAUUGUUGUAUAACUGCACACUAAUUAGAAUCCACUCAAGUCUGUGAAGAAAAGGAAGCUCUCAGUGUGAUUGUUUUCCCUUCCUAAAACCAGUCUGUGAAGCAUUCUUAUAUAAUCCAUAAAAGAAAGAAAGAAAACGUAGGAAAAAGAGGUUUGAGUCCAGAAAGAAGAGAAGAAGAUUCUAGUCUACAACCAAAUCAAGGUUAAAUAAACACAAAGAAACAAACGAAAAACAAAAUUAAAAAGAAAGACAGACCACUACAUACGGAAAAAAUCCCGUCCCUUAUUUUGUCACUCAUUUCCCCAGUUAAUUUCUAUCCAGUCUCUCCUCUCUCUAAACCGGCAAGAUGAUGAGUUUCAAGCAGUGGCUGGUGCUACUGGGCCUCUACACCAUCUACAUGCUCAUUGGCGCCGCCGUGUUCAUCAGCCUGGAGAAGGACAAUGAGAUGGAGGGAAGAGAGGAGCUGCUCAGCCUCAAGGGACGCGUGAUAGACUUCGUGGAGGGCCUGGACAACGAGAGCCGGCCGGGCGCCGAGGUCGUCCUCGAAGACGUGGGUGGCGUCUGCGGCCACGACUUCCUGUCGGCGAAGGACGACGAGCCACUCACCUGGUCGCUCUGGAACUCCUUCUUCUUCACCUUCACCGUCAUCACCACCAUAGGUUUCGGCCACAUGUCGCCCGCCACGCCCUGGGGCCGCGUCUUCUGCAUCGUCUACGCCCUCUUCGGCGUCCCCCUCAACGGCAUCCUCGUGGCGGUGCUGGCCGACAUCUUCUCCGGCAAGGUGGUGAACUCCCGCGUGCGCGCGCGAGCCAAGCGCUACGAGUCGUGGGCGGGCGUGGCCACCGACACGGUGCUGUACCUGGUGCCCGGCUUCGUCGUGUUCCUGGUGGUCCCGGCGGCCGUGCUGCUGGCGGUCGAGGAGGGAUGGAGCUUCAUCGACUCGUUCUAUUUCGUCUUCAUCACUCUCACCACCAUCGGAUUCGGGGACUACGUGGCCGGGCGACAGGACCUGGACCACAUGUGGAUCUGGACUUACAAGAUCCUGAUGGUGGUGUGGAUCGUGUUCGGCCUCGGAUACAUCGUCGUGAUCAUCACCUUCAUUCAGAAGGCGCUCAAGUCGAAGAAGAUUCACCGGGUUGAACAAAAGAUCGCACGGACGCUGAAGAGACAGGCAGCCAAGAUUCACCAGAACCUCCACACGGAUCUCAAGAGGCUGCGGGAGGUGGUGACAGCUCUCUCGGUUCUUGACCACGACUCGGAGGAGAACUGCAGCAAACUCAAGCACUACGCGAGCCAGCCCACGAUUCCUCAGGGCGAGGCCGACGGCGAGGACGAAAAAGACCACUCCCCGCCCCGAUCGGCGACGUCGGAGCAGCCGUCGCCCGCCACCGAGCGUAUCAACACCUUCCGACAGGCGCUGUCCGAGGCGGCCGUCAACAAUGUGGGCAAGAAGGACCGGUUCCGCAGCCUGUCGUCUCUGGAGGACGUGGCUCUGUUCCUGGAGAUGGUGGAGUCGCUGCUUCGCGAGCACGAGGCGGGCAUCGCGAAGGAGGCGGACGACCAGGCGCAUCACAUCCUCAGCGACGUCGACUCCAGCUCUUCCGACGACGACUCCUUCGGCACGGUAACGACGGACUUCCUGCAUAAGGAGGACCUUGAGGCUGGCUUCUGCAAUCAGGCUUUCGUUGGCGACAAGGGUGAGGUCGAGGGCACGAAGCAAAAGCCGCGGCCCGACGCCGACGACGCCAGCAGAAAGGGCACGAAAGAGGAUGAGCCCUGCGUUAACCAGAGGGUGCAGCAGCGGCUAAACUCUCUCCUGAUGGAAGUAGACGCUAAGUCGACCCGAGGACUCCUGCGCCAAAAGUCACUAAAGAAAGGCGUCACUUCUUCGGGCCAGCUCCUGGGCGAGAUGGAGAGCAUCGUGUGCAAGCCCUUCUCCAACCCAGACCUCUACGUCGCCUGCGGCACCAGCGACUGCGACUCGGCGUCGAAUUUCGAUCGUCGAAGCUGCAACUCCGUCCCGGGUUGCAUCAAGACCGGCUCCACGAAAUCGUGCACGAACCUUUACGACGUCUUCCCUACGCUGCCCUCCUCGUGCGAUGCCGCCGACCACGAGCCUGCCUCCCAGCAUGACCCCGAGCAGCGAGCCGGCCGCCGCUGGUCCGUCGGGAGCGAGAGUCGCCGGCAGGAGGCCUCGCGCGACGGCCACCACGCUCCCCACAACUUCCUCGCCGGCAUCAAGCUGUCUGCGGGGAGGAGCGCCAAGGACCUGAGCUCAACGCUGUCUCUGCUCUCCCAGUGGAUUCACGGCAGCGCUCACAAGACCCAGAACCUGCAGGAAGCGGAGAAGGCGAGAGAGAAAGAGAAGGACAGCGCCAGUAGUGACGAAUCGCAGGAAGCCACUAAACCUCAAUACACGCGGUUGUAAUUGUAUAUUAAGAUAUCUUUUUUUAUUUAUGAUACUUUGUGGAUCCAAAGUAGUACAAAAAUCAUAAGCUUAAGUCAAGCAAUACGUCUUAUUAAUCAAAUAAAUAUAUGAAGAACCAUAAUACUGCAGUGUGUCACUAAAUAGUCAUAUAGCAUGUAUUUAGUCAGGGUGGGACCUGCAAAGUCAUAUUUCUAUAACGGAUUUCCAAAAGAGCGUAAAUUCCAUGAACAGGUCCUCAUUCUGAGAAACAUCGAUUUUCUUAUCAAUGGACUAAUUAUCAACUAAUCAACUGUAGCUGCAAUGGGCGGAACCAACAGCUAAGCACAAGGAGAAGGUUGCAGAGCCAAGUCGCGACGGCGUACAGGAGGCGUGUCAGAUGUGAUUUCAUCUUCCAUGGAGCCCCAUUCCCACUAAUGGAGGGUUUUAGGUGGUGGGGCUCCCCAGUAACGACAAAAUAGAUACAUAAAAAUUCCUUAGAAUAUAUCAUACCCUCUCCAUCCAUAAGGUCUAGGAUCGUCACUAUUUUUGCUUAGUACCUGCGUAGCCUAAAUUUGACGGAUUUCAAGAUGUGGAUCUUGUUUAGAGAAUUAUCCUAAAAGAGAAUUAUAAACUAAUUGCCAGUGUUAAUCCCAGUGCGUUUGCUUUUAAAAUAGUGUAGUUUCCCCUGAAUCAAUAGGCGGUUUCUGUCAAUUUACGUUUUUUUUUAUUAUAUUUCGGUUUGCGUUCUAUACACACAAUAAAUAGAUGUAAUGCAGACACGCACAUAUUUUUUAUCAUGUUUCUGUAUAUGGCAAAGGGAAUACAUUUUAUAAC
Penaeus indicus is the source of this 3865-nucleotide messenger RNA. RefSeq lists its product as uncharacterized. The coding region runs from base 971 to 3052 and encodes 693 amino acids. Gene Ontology annotation, molecular function: outward rectifier potassium channel activity; potassium ion leak channel activity. The transcript has 8 exons. NCBI's taxonomy places the organism in Eukaryota, Metazoa, Arthropoda, Malacostraca, Decapoda, Penaeidae. Gene Ontology annotation, cellular component: plasma membrane. The record is from RefSeq and is a predicted model, not a curated record. Gene Ontology annotation, biological process: stabilization of membrane potential; potassium ion transmembrane transport.